Nymphaea colorata (pocket water lily) is the source of this 1514-nucleotide messenger RNA. Its product is annotated as CASP-like protein 4A3. Lineage: Eukaryota; Viridiplantae; Streptophyta; Magnoliopsida; Nymphaeales; Nymphaeaceae. The transcript is spliced from 3 exons. The record is from RefSeq and is a predicted model, not a curated record. The coding region runs from base 161 to 1153 and encodes 330 amino acids.
ACGAAAGUCGGGAAGCAUACAAGAGUGUCGAGCGGCGAGCCCAGAGACUCCGGCAAGGAGAGAGAGGGAGAGAAAUCGCGCAUGCGGGCCGCCAAAGUGAAAAUUUUUCCUUCUUUUUUGAUGAAAAGAAGAGGAAAAGAAGAGUAACAGAGCGACCGCCAUGGCCAACGGCCAAGAAGGAGAAGGACCAGCUGCAACAUCAGUACCACCACAACCUCAACCACAACCACCAACAUCACCACCACUUCCACCAACAACAACAACAGCACCAUCACCACCACCACCAACAGCAACAGCACCAUCACCACCAACAACAACAACAACAACGAGUAUUGAUUUUGUUACUGCUCUCACCCACUGGAGCGAAAGAGCAAACGACGAAGACGACGAUGAGCAAUCAGAGAAGCCAACGGCACCACUCUCGCCGAAACCGUCGCCUUCUUCGACGGCCACCGCCGCCCCCAACAUCGGCGCCGCAAACUCCGGCUCGAUCGUCGUCAAUCGAUCGGCCAUCGACGGGUUCGCAGUGAUCACGAAGCCGGCGCACACCGACACCCAUCUCUCCGUGGCGGAUGUUCUCGGGUUGCCCAUGGAAGGAGGCGAAGCGGGCGUUGGCCGAGACACGGUGGGAGAAGGGAGCAGGCGGAGAGGGGUUUCUCCGAUCGUGCGCCGGUGGAAUCGGGAGAAGGUGUUGAGAAGAGCCGGCUUAGCCUUCAGGGUCUGCGGCCUCCUCUUCUCUCUCGUUUCCUUCUCCGUCAUGGCUGCGGACAAAACCCAAGGCUGGAGCGGCGACUCCUUCUAUAGAUACAAGGAGUACAGGUAUGUGAUAUCAGUGGCGGUCAUCACAUUUGCCUACUCGACGCUUCAGCUGGCCGCCCACCUCUACCAGUUCGCUACGGGAAAGCCUGCCAUCCGUCGCCCGCUCUCCCUCUAUAUCGACUUUGCUUGCGACCAGGUGCUUGCAUAUUUGCUGAUGUCAGCAUCAUCCUCGGCAGCAUCACUCACAGACGAUACACAGGCUGAAUGGGGAAAGGAUCCAUUCACGGACUUGGCCAGUGGCUCUGUCAGCAUCUCCUUCUUGGCAUUUGCAGCUCUUGCCUUAAGCUCCCUUAUUUCUGGGUACCAUGUCUAUAAUCAAAAUAAUUUAUGGUAAUACAUCUAUAAUUCUGUUUGAAGUUUGGGAGGGGUGGAAGAGGGUGGUGAUCACUAGUUGCUGUGGUUAUCCCACUGGCAUUGAAAUGGUUUGAAUGUUGGGUCUGCCGGUAGAUCGGUUGUGUAUAAAGAGUAAAUAUGGCGGUGAGAUUGUUCUACAGAUUCUCAGCGUUAAUUGAGGGUUUUAAUUUACCACUUGCUCCUUUUGUUUGCUCAUUCCAAUUUACGAACCUCUCUCUCUCUCUCUUGUACAUGUCCACGCAUGGACAUAUAGGCCCCAGAUUUGGCCCCCAAAAGAUGUACUAACGAGUAUGCCUUAUGCAGUUUAAAUUGAUGUGGCUAUCUUUUUUUGUAUCGUAUAA